Messenger RNA from Brienomyrus brachyistius, 3839 nucleotides. RefSeq names its product transmembrane channel-like 2a (gene tmc2a). The record is from RefSeq and is a predicted model, not a curated record. Gene Ontology annotation, biological process: detection of mechanical stimulus involved in sensory perception of sound; vestibular reflex. Bases 145 to 2937 code for a protein of 930 amino acids. Lineage: Eukaryota; Metazoa; Chordata; Actinopteri; Osteoglossiformes; Mormyridae. The transcript is spliced from 20 exons. Gene Ontology annotation, molecular function: mechanosensitive monoatomic ion channel activity. Gene Ontology annotation, cellular component: plasma membrane.
CCGCCAGUCACGUGUCGCUGUCAGGAAGGUAUUAAGUAAACUGCCUGAGCAGAGACCCAUCUGUCGCAGCCCGCAGGUGAAGGCCGGCGCUCCUCCACUGUGAGACCCCCCCUCUGCUCUCUAGCACAUAAGAAACAACAGGAAAUGCCCAGAAAGAAAACUGAUGUGGCGGCGGAUGACGUUUCAGUAGAAAUUGAUGAGGAAGAAAGUGAAGAUGAACGCAAGGGCAGGAGAGGGAAUAGGAAGCCAGCCAAUGGAAGGGCAGCAAGAGGCAGAAAAGCCGUGGAUGAGGAGGACGAGGAUGAGGAUGAGGAAGACGCUCCGAAAAGAAGAAGAGGGGGAAACAAGAAGAAGCCAACGAAAGCCCAGGAUAGUGAAGAUGAAAGUGAAGAAGAGGCACCAAAGAAACAAAGGGGAGGAAACAGGAAGAAAGGAGGUAAAGUACAAGACAGUGAAAGUGAGGAAGAGAAAGGAAAGAAGGGAAACAAGAAGGGAGCCAAUAAGAAGGAGAAAGAGGAGCAGAACAAGGAGAAGAAAGGAGAUGCCAAAGGAAAGGGAAAGAAGAAUGAUGAUAAAGACAAGAAUGCAAAAAAGAAGAAAAAAGACAGCUCGUCAGACUCUGACUCGAACGCAGACUCAGAGUCAGACCAGUCCAUGUCAGAGGGCGAGAUGGCACGACUCAUGGAGGAGGUCGAGGAAAAGAAAAAGCUCAUCGCCAACAUCAGGAACAAGCCAUGGCGGAUGAAGAGGAGGCUGGAACAUCUCAAAGAUGCUCAGCAGUUUGUGGACAAGUUUGAAGGUGCCCUGGGCAAAGGGAAAGGCCGGAAGUGGUAUGCCUACAAAGUGAUGAUGACCAAGAAAUGGAUCAAGUUUCAAAGAGAUUUUGAAAAUUUCAAGACAGCUUGCAUACCUUGGGAGCGGAAAAUAAAAGAAGUUGAGAGUCACUUUGGAUCUUCAGUAGCUUCGUACUUCAUAUUUCUGCGCUGGAUGUAUGGAAUGAACUUAGUCCUCUUUGGCCUGACUUUUGGGUUAGUCGUGAUCCCUGAGCUCUUGAUGGGUUUGCCAUAUGGAACAAUUCCCAGGAAGACCGUCCCGAGAGCGGAGCAGGAUUCCGCUAUGGAUUACUCAGUGCUCAUGGACUUCAAUGGUUACUGUAAGUACUCUGUACUCUUCUACGGCUACUAUAACAACCAGAGAACCAUCGGCUUUUUGAAGUUCAGGCUGCCCUUGUCGUACCUCAUGGUUGGAUUGGGCACCUUUGGCUACAGUCUUAUGGUUGUCAUACGAACGAUGGCCAGAAAUGCAGAUGUAGGGGGUGGAGACGGAGAAGAUGGAGAAUUCACCUUUGCCUGGAAAAUGUUCACCAGCUGGGAUUACCUCAUUGGCAAUUCGGAGACGGCAGACAAUAAGUACGCCUCCAUCACCACUAGUUUCAAGGAGUCCAUUGUAGAUGAGCAGGAGAACCAGAAGGAUGAGAACAUCCACCUAAGGAGGUUUUUGCGUGUUUUGGCGAAUGUGAUGAUCAUCUGCAGCUUGGGUGGAAGUGGGUAUCUCAUCUACUUUGUGGUGAAGAGGUCCCAAGAUUUUGCCACCAGGGAUGACUUGAGCUGGUAUGAGAAGAACGAGGUGGAGAUAGUGAUGUCUCUGCUGGGCCUGGUGUGCCCGCCCCUCUUUGAGACAAUCGCCGAGUUGGAGGACUAUCAUCCCCGCAUCGCCCUCAAAUGGCAGUUGGGUCGCAUCUUUGCGCUCUUUCUGGGAAACCUCUACACCUUCCUGUUUGCCUUGUUUGAUGAAGUCAAUGCAAAGCUGGAAGAGGAGGACUCCAUUAAAAAUGCCACCAUCUGGGCAAUGAAGGAGUACUACGCUAAUUUCACAGCCUACAACAACGACAGCAGUGCAACCCCUCCCCCCAUGAACCCUGCUGAUAUCAUCCGAGGGCCUUGCUGGGAGACCACUGUGGGCAUUGAAUUUGUUAAACUCACUGUUUCGGACAUCCAAGUGACGUAUCUCACCAUCCUGAUUGGUGACUUCCUGCGUGCUGUGAUUGUGAGAUUCCUGAACUACUGCUGGUGUUGGGACCUGGAGGCAGGCUUUCCCUCCUACGCGGAGUUUGACAUCAGCGGCAAUGUGCUCGGUCUGGUCUUCAACCAGGGCAUGAUUUGGAUGGGCGCCUUCUACGCCCCUGGGCUGGUGGGCAUUAAUGUUCUUCGCCUGCUCACCUCCAUGUAUUACCAAUGCUGGGCCGUCAUGAGCUGUAAUGUCCCACAUGAGAGGGUCUUCAAGGCCUCGAAGUCCAACAACUUCUACAUGGGACUGCUCUUACUCAUCCUCUUCCUCAGCCUCCUUCCCGUGGUGUACACCAUCAUGAGUCUGCCCCCAUCCUUUGACUGUGGUCCUUUCAGCGGAAAGUCAAAGAUGUUUGCUGUUAUUUCGGAGACCAUUGAUCUGGACCUUCCAGCAUUUAUGGGAACCCUGUUCAGCUAUGCAGCCAAUCCUGGACUAAUCAUCCCAGCAGUAUUACUGAUGGUCCUGGCUAUUUACUACCUGAACUCUGUCUCGGAGGCAUACAAAAACUCCAACAACGAACUGAAGAAGAAGAUGCAGAUGCAAAGAGACGAGGAGAAAAAUCGCAGAAAUAACACAAAUAGCACUAAUCAAGUGAUGAAAGAUCUAGAAGACCUGCUUCCCAACCGCUCUCUGGCGCCCAAACCACCUGCAGAGAGCAAUGCAGACAAUGAUCAGAGUGGAAAACCUGCCAAGGUAACAGGAAAGCCUGGGACAGCAGCCACUGGUGUCAACCUUCAGAAGGAUGUUUCCCUGGCGAGUCCCAACCCCCGCAUUGCAGUUACACGCCCCCCAGGACCCCGGGGACCAGGACCCCUACCUGGGGCAGAAGCUAACCGGAGCCGUGGGCGAACACAGGCCUCCAGGAACUAAGUGCACAGUGACCACAUCUGUGGCCACCUCUAAGGGCCUCCAUGAUUCCACUGCCCCCUGGGCUGUAUGUGCAGAACUGGAAUGUGAUGGAUGCAGCACCUCAUUCUAAACGGAGCCUGAACCGCUGGAGCAUCCACUCAGCCAGCAGUGUCCAGCUAGAAGGCGGCAGCUUUGUCCCUAAAUCUGACCUCGCUCUUCUCUCACAUUAUGGCCCAGAAUAUUUACCGAGCUGCCAUUUACUAAACGCAGAGUGACAUUUUACAUUCUCUGGGAUUUUUCUCCUGUUUAGAUUUUUCUUCAGCACUUUGCAAGAAUCCAUCCAUCCAUCCAACCAUCCAUCAUCUAAUCAUUUAUCUAGGACAGGGUAAUGGUAGUACAACAUAGUUUGAUGAAUUUAUUUAUUUUACCAGAAAGGUGCUUAUAAUGCAGUCAUGCUCCACAUGACUGGACCUCAGAUACGACGGUUGUCCCAUAGGAUGAAUUGAGCUGAAAAUCUCCCAGUGAUGUUAUAGUGCAAAGCCUCCUCACGUGUUUCUGGUGAUGCUGGUGUAAACAAACCUACUGCACUGCCAGUCGUGUAAAAGUAUAGUUCAUACAAUUAUGUACAGUACAUAAUACUUGAAAAUGAUAAUAAACAUGUUACUGGUGGAUGUAUUAGUAAUAUUGUACUUUUAAUCAUUAUUUUAGAGUGCACUCAUUCCAUUCAUAAAAAGGUUGCCUUAGUCUGGGUGUACAGUAGGCUAUACCAUCUAGGUUUGUGUAAGUGCACUGAAUGACGUUUGCACAAUGACAAAAUCCUUUAACAAUGUGUUUCUCAGAAUGUUUCCCUGUUAAGCGAUGCAUGACUGUAUCCUCAAAGUCCGAGAUUAGUUUUUAAAUUAUGAUUAAGCUUCAGUUUAGUU